AUGGUCGCCUCGGAGCCUCUUCCCGGCGCCUUUCCACCAGCCCAGACUCCCACCAGUGAACCUGUCCAGAAAACAACUCACGAGCUGGGAAGCCUCUCGGGCUCCGGGGACAGGCCGCCGGCAGUGGUGUCUUCUGAAGGUCUGCGCGUCUGUCUGUCCACGCCUGUCACUUGCACGUUCCAAGUUCCUUUCCCUCUUGCUCCCGGCGGGCGGCAGCCUCUCGCAGGCUCUCAACUUUGGGGAGUUUCGACAGCCGCGGUGGCGGCGGCGGCGGCAGCCCCGGGCGCAGCCAACCUCUCCGCCGGCCCGGGUUGGUUCUGCCGGGCUCCUCUCAUUGCACGGCUGAACGUGAAGAGAGGCCCUAAGAUCCCAGAGGAUGCCAUAAGAGGAAAAAUCAGGAAAAUGUCGAAGACCCUACCUCCUGAAAACAUGCAAAUUCUGUUGCUGGCUCCACCUUCAAAAUAUAUCCAGAAUCAGACCACUUUUCGUUCUUUGACUAAUAUCACUUGUCGGAAGCCGUGCAUCCAUGGGAAAUGGCAUGGGAAUGUAAAGAAGACGGUUCUCCAUUCAGCAGGGCUGCAGAGAAUCUCCACGUGUGUGGCUGGGCCCUGCAGAAGCCUUCCCAAGAAUCCCUAUUCCGGUAUUCCCUGGAUAGCAUGGACUUGUCAACCCCCCCAGGAAUGAUUGGUUGUUUAUGGGAAUGCUUAUGCUCUUGUGCGUCUGCUGUGAGGUGGCAGUUUCAGUACCCCCAUUUUUGGAAAUACCCUUUAAUAAUGAUACAAAUGAAAUUACAUUUUUCUUGGUUAAUGAAACUGGCCUUUUGGGAAACUUCUCAGUUAAUAAAAACAAGUUUGAUCUGAUUAAUGUAACCCAGGUAAAAAUGUUGAAAAGUACACCUGGGUACUUUUACUUCAUGAUUUGUUUUAACCAUUGUUCAGAAAAGAAGAUACAAAGAAACCGAGAGGUCUUCCUGUACAGAUAGAUGGCUAAGGUGGUGGGGCAAAAUAAAUGGUCUCAAGUAACAAUAAGUUUUCCUGUAAAUUUACCCAAGGCACAAGUUGCCCGGGUCAUUAUUCUACCAUACAGGGGUUUGGUUCUCAUUGUCAGAGACGACAAUUAUGUUGGUUAAAUAUUAAAGAAAAAAUCUGGUGGGCCCCUGGAGGAAGAAAUAGCAUGCAACAUGUAGGAGCUGAUAGACCCCUAUUUCUUAUACAGGGCCAUAUAUAGAGGACAAAUAUAUGGUAUGGUAAGAUUAAAUAUGAGUAAAAGAUUUAAAGUUUUGUUUAUGGAAAAAUCAGUUUGGGUUGAUCUUUCCAUAAAC
Messenger RNA from Cynocephalus volans (Philippine flying lemur), 1321 nucleotides. RefSeq lists its product as uncharacterized. The transcript is spliced from 4 exons. Bases 1 to 684 code for a protein of 227 amino acids. The record is from RefSeq and is a predicted model, not a curated record. Lineage: Eukaryota; Metazoa; Chordata; Mammalia; Dermoptera; Cynocephalidae.